CUGUGUACGAUGUGUUUUCCGCUGUUGUGAUUUGUAGUCGUUUCAUUGAACUGAAGAAGAAGACAGUAGUACAGGGUGAAGUGUGGACUGAGACACUUAACAAACAUGAAUUUUAAAGUCCGGGCUGCAACUAAAGAAGACUGCAAAGACAUAUCGAGACUGAUAAUGGAGCUGGCGGUGUAUGAAAAAAUGCCUGAGCAAGUGAAGAUAUCUCAUGAAGAGCUGGAGCGGGACGGCUUCUGUCAGAAUCCCUUCUUUGAAUGCCUCGUCGCAGAAGUGCCUGGGGAGCAUAAAUCUAAAGAAGGAUUCACAAUUGUUGGAUACGCCUUUUACUUUUACACGUACAGUACAUGGAAGGGGCGGACCAUAUAUUUGGAGGAUCUGUACGUGAUGCCAGAAUUCAGAGGAAGAGGCAUAGGCAAGGGUUUACUGUGCAAAGUUUCAGAGGUGGGGAAGGAUAAGCAGUGUGCGCGACUAGAGUUGACUGUGUUCGACUGGAAUACACCCUCUAGAAAAUUCUACGCUGCUAAAGGAGCUCAGGACCUUACCGAAAGCGAAGGCUGGCACUUUUUACGCUUUGACAAACAAAGCAUGGACAAUUUAGCAAAUGAAGCCGCAAAAGAUUAAAAGUCUGCAACUUGGGGCGACCUCUAGCUCACCUGGUGGGCUGAGUCUUUUGCAGCAGCCUGGGUUUGAUUCUGGCCUGCAGCCCCGAGCUGUGUGUCAUCAUAUAUUUGUGUCUGUAUAAAUAAAAAACAAAAGAUUGACUGAGAUGGUUUUAAUCUUUUUAGGAUCUGGUGAUGCUGGUGGAAGAUUUUGGCCAGUGUCCCAGCAGCGCAAUGUGAUAUGAUUUGAAUAAAGGCAAUCCCAGCUGUAAUACCAUAUGAUCUCACUAGGUGGCAUACUUAGGCAACUGAAAAUUACAUGAUUUGUCACUCUCUCAGUGGACAUUCAGGUAAUGCUGUAGCUACAUGGACCGUACCUCCACUUAUAUGUCAUGACAACAGGCCCAGCUGUGAGGAUUUUUUGUUUUGGUUAAAGGAAUCAAAGGAGAUUAUAAUCUGCAAACAAGCUCUGUAACCCAAAACUCCUUUCAUCUGAACAUGUGAGCUGGACUUUUUUGUAAUUACUAAAAUAAAGUGACAUUGCUCA
Molecule: messenger RNA, 1152 nt
Organism: Epinephelus moara (kelp grouper)
Lineage: Eukaryota; Metazoa; Chordata; Actinopteri; Perciformes; Serranidae
Gene: sat2b
Product: spermidine/spermine N1-acetyltransferase family member 2b
Exons: 6
Coding region: 106-627 (173 amino acids)
Molecular function (GO): N-acetyltransferase activity
Source: RefSeq, a predicted model, not a curated record